AUGGGGUAUGACAUUGCGGACUACGAGGAUAUCGAUCCUAGCUAUGGCACCCUGGCUGAUGUUGACAAUCUUAUCAAAGAAAUCAAGAAACGUGAUAUGAAGUUGGUCAUGGACCUCGUUGUCAACCAUACUUCGGAAGAGCAUGCGUGGUUCCUGGACUCACGAUCAUCGAAGAAAUCGUCGAAACGCGAUUGGUACAUCUGGAAGCCCGCCAAAUACGAUGCUGAAGGGAAUCGCCAGCCUCCGAACAACUGGGCGCAAAUCCUGGGUGAGGCAAACUCCGCAUGGACGUGGGACGAGACCACUCAAGAGUACUAUCUUUCUCUCUUCACACCCGAGCAACCGGAUCUUAACUGGGAAAAUCCCGAUGUCCGUGCAGCUGUACACAAUAUCCUUCGCUUCUGGCUUGACCGAGGCGUGUCCGGAUUUCGUAUGGAUGUCAUCAACUUGAUCUCGAAGGUGCAAACAUUUCCUGAUGCGGAUAUCUCGGUCAAAGACAACAAGUACCAACCGGGCCACAAGUACUACGCAAACGGCCCGAGACUACACGAGUGGCUGAAGGAACUUCGACGCGACGUACUCUCAAAAUACGACACCCUCACCGUUGGAGAAAUGCCAUUUGUUCGUGAUGAAAACGAGGUCAUCAAAGUUGUCGGUGCUGAAAAUGAAGAGCUGAACAUGAUCUUUGCUUUUGACUUGGUCGACAUCGACAACGUACCCGGCGACUUUAAGUACACACUGCACCCCUGGGAUGCGCGGGAUCUCAAAAAGAUUGUGAACCGACUGCAGCGUUUGAUGCUCGAGCGCGAUGGCUGGAACUCACUCUACGUCGAGAAUCAUGAUCAGCCUCGAAGCGUCAGCAGGUACACGGACGACAGUGAUCAGUGGCGCGAAUACGGUGCGAAGCUGUUGUGCUUGAUGCAGACUACCUUGGCCGGGACACUAUAUGUCUACCAAGGUGAGGAGAUCGGCAUGCGCAACGUGCCCAAGGACUGGAAGCCCGAAGAGUACAAAGAUAUCGAGAGUAUCAACUUCUUCAAAAAAUACCGCGACCUCUACCCUGGCAACGCUGAAAAACAGGCUUUGGCAGCUAAGAUCAUGCAACGCAAAGCUCGCGACAGCGCUAGAACGCCGAUGCAGUGGGACUCGUCUUCCCAGGCAGGAUUUACUAAUGGAAAGCCCUGGAUGCGCGUCAACGAUGACUAUCCUAGCAUCAACGCCGCAGCUCAACUCACAAAUCCCGAACCCUCACCCGGCAUGCUUUCUGUACACGCAUUCUGGAAGCGUGGCCUAGACUGUCGCAAGGAGAACAAGGAUGUCUUCGUGUACGGUGAUUUUGAAAUGCUUGACAUGGAAGAUCAAAAGGUCGUUGCGUAUCAGCGGUGGAGUGAAAAGAACGCUUUUAUCACCGUGUUGAACUUUAGCGGCGAGCAAGUAACGUGGGAGAAGAUGAGAGAUCUGAAGGUGAAGAAAUGGGUUGCUGGCAACUACGACGAGAGACAGUUGGACGAGAAGGCGAAAAUUGGAAGGCUAGAGUUGAGGCCUUGGGAGGCAAUGCUGGGUAUGCUAGAAUAA
Molecule: messenger RNA, 1575 nt
Organism: Alternaria atra
Lineage: Eukaryota; Fungi; Ascomycota; Dothideomycetes; Pleosporales; Pleosporaceae
Exons: 2
Coding region: 1-1575 (524 amino acids)
Biological process (GO): oligosaccharide catabolic process
Molecular function (GO): alpha-amylase activity
Source: RefSeq, a predicted model, not a curated record